Messenger RNA from Symphalangus syndactylus (siamang), 887 nucleotides. Its product is annotated as putative protein CLUHP3. NCBI's taxonomy places the organism in Eukaryota, Metazoa, Chordata, Mammalia, Primates, Hylobatidae. The record is from RefSeq and is a predicted model, not a curated record.
AAGGGGGCGCACUUCCUGUGUUCUAGGCUGGCCUUUUCCUCUCCCAGGUGCGCUUCCCUGCUUGAUCUGUGUACCCUGCUCUUUCUCCUUCAUUCCGCAGCCUCCUUUGCCGUGUUACCUGCAGGUACUGGACGGUCCCUAGAUAGGAUACUGGGACGCUCCUGAAGCCGCGAGAUGAGCCACCAUCACUCAUGUUCUUGAGUGGGAACUGCCUGGAGAGCCUGAAGAAGGAGGAGCCUGAAGGAGGAAGGAGGAGGCUGAGCCAUCCUGGGAACAUGGGCUGGAUGAGGCCAAGCCAGGAGAUGACACCACCGAAUAGAAGUCACCAUUCAGGAUUUAGGCUGUUCUGUGGAGAUCCUGGCCCCAAGAGUGAACCCUUUACCCUGCAGGAGACGGUGCUGGAGAUCCACCAGGUGUUCAUGGACCAUGAAUACCCAUGUCGCCACAUCACUUCUCACUGCACCUGGGUGGCAGCACGCUGGACCACAUCUCAGAGCUGCGCAGCAUGGCAGGGCUGCAGGCAGGUUUGCUGCUCCACGUGGUGGAAGAGCCCUGCACAGUGCACAAGGCCCACAGUGACGAGUGCCACAUCUGAGACUGCUCAGGAGCCUGGACCCAGGUCCCACAGAUGGCAGGAGCAGAAAGGCUUGGAGAUGGACCCCACCAACUGCACACCACCCAAGUACAUCCUGCUAGGGAACCUGGAACAGCCACCGUGUCCCCUGCAGCCCCAGAACGGUGGCUAAAAGCCCCUGAAAGUGCUUGCCAUGAGCGGCUGGUACCUGUCCCCUGGGAACUGCGAGAUGCACAGGGACCUCGUGUACCUGUUUGUGAUCACAGCCAAGGACCAGCGAGGCAGCAUCACCACAUCCACACUGGGCUUUUAC